CGGCCUGUAUGAAGCGAAAAUCUACAAAGAAGUUCGGAAUGUGAAGAAUUUGGGUGCGAUGUGACUAUUAUGUGCAAUUUUAUUACAAUGUUGGAUCGUUAUGCAUUUUUGCAAGUAUCUUGGACCUAAAUUUCGACAGGAUGGAUGCCCCUGUAGCCUGCUGUGGUCACACAAAGCCCGUCGAUCGCUGUGUGGCACGUCCACCGUUUAACUAGGGAGGACUGGAGCAUGUCUUCCCUCAGUCUGGCACAUACCUCCUGUAAGAAGCGCAAAGUGGUCAACGUGAUUUUGUUGGACAAGGAACAUAUACAAGUCUACGUUGAUGUAAAAUCAAAAUUCCAGGAUGUGUUCAAUCAAGUGACGGGCCACCUGAAUCUGCGCGAGACCGAGUACUUUGGACUGGCGCAGAAGAAAGAUGGUGAAUACCAAUUUGUCACUCUGGAAGAAAAGAUUCACAAGCAAGCACCAAAGGCAUGGAAGUCGGGUCACGGAGAGGGUUUUGAUGCAGUGGGCCAGCCUGUGUUUACUGUGUACUUCAAAGUCCAGUUUUAUGUUGACCAGGUCGUCCUGUUGAGGGAAAACGUGACAAGACACCUGUACUACCUACAGCUGAGAGAGAAUAUCCUCCACUAUGACCAUGUUUGUACAGAGGAAAAGUGUUUCCAGAUCGCAUCCUUUGCUCUGCAGGCGGACUUUGGAAAUUACCACCCAGACAGACAUGGCGACGGAUAUUUUGACCCCAGAGAAUACUUCCCUGCUUGGAUGAUACAGCAGAGAGGCGGUUCCUACAUACAAAAAAAUACUCCACUUAUACACCAAGAUCUGCAAAAUCUGACCAAGUCAGAAGCCAAACUACGAUUUAUCAAAGAGGCAUCUUUGUCUCCUGCAGCUCACAAUCUCCACUUUUACCGCCUGCGCAAAAGGAAAACAGACAAACGAUGGAAUGCCUGGCUCGGCAUUUGUGCACGGGGUAUAGAGAUUUAUGAGGAACUUGAAGGUCAUUUGAAAGACUUGAUUUCUACUUUCCUAUGGCCGGACAUAGGGAAAUUAUAUUUUGAUAAAAAGAAGUUUGAGGUACGAUCGGUGGGUAACCCUGCAGGGCGGAAGUUUACCUACUACACUGACUGUGAUAAUACCUCCAAGUACUUACUGUACAUCUGUCGCACUACACACAUGUUCCAGAUGGCCAUUCAGUCCAAACUUAUGGAGAUACAACACCUUGAUGCAGAAGACAAAAAGCGGUACAAUGAGGCGUACAUAUACAGUGACACAAAGGACUACAUGGCCAAUGGAGGUUCGUUUCGGGGGAGUCUAUCUCCUGCCAGCAAGUCGUCGAGUACCAACCCACGCUACUCUGUCAUCAGUGAUGCCAGCUCCAACACCACGUCCGGUAUCGCCAGUGAUAAGAUGACCAUCAGUUUUGAGGGGGAGGAUGAUCCAUCAAGGGAGAUACUGAUAGACUGUCCCCCGAGACCGCUGAGCCGACUGACACCUCCUAGUCAAUCCCGCUCCAAGUACUCUGUGGUGCCACGUGAUGGUGUGGCCGUAUCCACUCUGCCAAACUACAAAUCAAACAAGAAUGGAAGUCCUGUGUUAGAGAUGAGACCUGCUGAAUUGUACAAAUCUUCAUCAGUGGGGCGACCAGGUGGGGCUAAGCCUGGGGAUCAUUCCCCAUCCAUACCCCGUCCUCAACAGCUUUCACCUUCAUCCAAACAUGGAACAGACAAGAGGUCACCAGGGUCGUCAUCCGUAGGGGCUUUUCCUUUAAGUGGACAUCAAUCAGAUAUGGACUAUGCUCCUUCUGGGGGUGAGGUGUACCGCAGAAUGUCUCAGCAACAUGUUCAUCCCCCACAGUUCAGCCCUAGGACAGUACCCUUAUACAUGGCCCACACACCAACAUCUAGUUGUGGGGCCCCGCCGCCUGAGCGCAUCUCCUACUCACAGCCAGUCAGCCGUAGCACGAGUCGGGCUGACAGCUUUAAAGGCACUCUCGGUCAGCUCCAGAUACACACUAGUGACAGCCAGCUGCCCCAUCUUCAGCUGGACUCUGGUCUAAGUGACCAAAUGAUGGACAUGUUUUCUGGCAAUGUAAAUCUAGCAGCCCCCUAUCAACAGUCUGGAAUGGAGGCUGGCCUUCCACACAGAGUACAAAGGUCCAAUUUCAUCCCCACGAAUCGUAAUGUAGAUUCUGGUGGUGCCUAUGUAGAGGGUAGUGAGAUGACACUUCAAGCACAUGAACUUUUUGCACCUCCACCAAUGUUUGCUGACUCUUCAAGUCAUGGUAACUUAGCAGAUGUUUCUCCUGUACUAGAGACAAGUGCUGUGUUAAAUUUAGGUCAUGACCUUCAGGUGUCCCAACCACCUGGAGAACAAAGGCGCUACAUGGAAACAAAUCUGGAUGAUGAACUAGAGUCUUCUCCAGAUACUUCCUUGUCAGAGAGUCUUCCACAGAAACAGAGAUCUGGAAACAAGAAAAAGGAAACGUUACAUCCAGAACUGAAGGAGAAAAUACUGGGUCAAAAUAUGUUUGCAAUACCACUAAUGAUGGCGCUGUGCAAGGACAAAACCUUGAUGGGUGCAAAUAGUCAGAAUGGAAAUUUAAGUGGCUCCUACGAUGCAUCUACAAUACAGUCAACAGAUUCUCGAAUCUCACACAGGUUGUCUAAUGACCUUGACCCUAGGCGACUCUCUUCAUGUUACCCUAGUAGCACUAUGGUGUCAUCACACUCUAAUCGGCCAUUCAGUUGGCAUAGUGAAAGUUUUGACUUGGACGCAUCAGUUGGCCUCACCGGCUACCCGGGUGUGGCUGCCUCUGUCGACAAUCAUCGGAGUGUGCCACAAAAUAUUGGUGACCUGACAGGGAUUACAAAUGCUUCCUGGACUCAUGCUAUAUCACAUGGGAUUCCCUUUAGGCAGGGUGUACUGGACAGAUACUCGCCCGAACUCAUAGCAACACAGCAUAUGAUUCCACCAAAAAUCUCCAGUGGAAGGGGGCAUAACUCUAAUGAUAGAAAUAUCAGCCAAAAGCCACUGAAAGAAACCAUCGGCAUUGCAUGACAGUGAAAGUUUUUGCUUUUUUUUUUUUUUUUUUAACUUUGUUGAGUUUUUAGACAUUUUAUGUUUUUGUUCCCUCUAAUAUAAAUACCUCUUUUUGUUAUUGAAUACAAUCUUUCUGAUAUAUAUAACAACAGAUGGUGUUCUAUCUGGUUUUGUUAUUGAAUACAAUCUUUCUGAUAUAUAUAACAACAGAUGGUAUUCUAUCUGGUUUUGAAAAUCAAAAUAUGUUUUAUGUUCUGCCAAGACUACAGUGGUAACAGUUUCACCUCUUUAGAUGAAUCCUGCCAAUAUUUUAUCAUACAUUUCUUCCUAAAGUUUUAGAUGCCAGUGUCUUUUGUUCAGAGAAAGUUCUCGUUGACAUGUUCGACAAAUAUUAUGUGGAAUAUACUCUAUUUUUACAUCAGUAUUUGUGAUUUUGUAUGCCAGCCAAAUCGUUUCCCUUUUUUUUUCAUGUUUUAGUUUCCAAUAUUGGUUUCAUAACAAAUACAAUUUUUCUUCAGAAGUGUAGCUAUAGGUGAGAAGAAAUUUGUCUGACAUUGCCUACAUUCAGUACCUAGGAUUCCUCUUCAGACUUGGAGAUAAACUAUCUUUUACUUGUUGUUAUGUUUCACUUAUUAAGAAUUUCACACUCAAGUGAUGUUACCUAUGAAAGGAGACCAUUUAUGACAGUUGGUGCUUGAUGUAAUCAUGUUACAAGGAAUUUGACGAUAUUCGUUGAGAUAAAAGUACUCGUAGUUUUAUACUUAAUUCCAGUUCUGGAUGAAUGGGAACUCUUAUAUUCAGAUAUGCUUUGUUGUAUCUUUCUACAAAUUUUUCUUCUAUUUUUGUAUGAAAAUGGAAAAAUUCUUCUGUAUUGUGUUAUGCUGUCGUAAGAAAGAUUGGGUUGUUCUUGUAUGUCAAAUGUCACAUAAUGUUAUCGUAUGUGUCAGAUGUCACAUAAUGUUAUUGUAUGUGUCAAAUGUCACAUUGUUAUUGUAUGUGUCAUAUGUCACAUAUUGUUUAUCCUGUAUGUGUCAAAUGUCACAUAUUGUUUAUCCUGUAUGUGGUGGAUGUCACAUAAUGUUAUCGUAUGUGUCAAAUGUCACAUAUUGUUUAUCCUGUAUUUGUCAAAUGUCACAUAUCGUUUAUCCUGUAUGUGUCAUAUGUCACAUAUUGUUUAUCCUGUAUGUGUCGGAUGUCACAUAAUGUUAUCCUGUAUGUGUCAAAUGUCACAUUGUUAUUGUAUGUGUCAAAUGUCACAUAUUGUUUAUCCUGUAUGUGUCAAAUGUCACAUAAUGUUUAUCCUGUAUGUGUCAAAUGUCACAUAUUGUUUAUCCUGUAUGUGUCAAAUGUCACAUAUUGUUUAUCCUGUAUGUGUCAAAUGUCACAUAUCGUUUAUCCUGUAUGUGUCAAAUGUCACAUAUCGUUUAUCCUGUAUGUGUCAAAUGUCACAUAUUGUUUAUCCUGUAUGUGUCAAAUGUCACAUAUUGUUAUUGUAUGUGUCAAAUGUCACAUAUUGUUUAUCCUGUAUGUGUCAAAUGUCACAUAUCGUUUAUCCUGUAUGUGUCAAAUGUCACAUAUUGUUUAUCUUGUAUGUGUCAGUGUUAAUAUUGUUUGUCCUUGGAUGUGUCAUCUAUUACAUAUUGUUUGUCCUUGCAUGUGUCAUCUAUUACAUAUUAUUUGUCCUUGGAUGUGUCAUCUAUUACAUAUUGUUUGUCCUUGCAUGUGUCAUCUGUUACAUAUUGUUUGUCCUUACAUGUGUCAUCUGUUACAUAUUGUUUGUCCUUGGAUGUGUCAUCUGUUACAUAUUAUUUGUCCUUGGAUGUGUCAUCUGUUACAUAUUGUUUGUCCUUACAUGUGUCAUCUAUUACAUAUUAUUUGUCCUUGGAUGUGUCAUCUGUUACAUAUUGUUUGUCCUUGCAUGUGUCAUCUGUUACAUAUUGUUUGUCCUUACAUGUGUCAAAUGUCAUAUAUUGAUUAUCCUACACGUGUCAAAUCUCAGUAUCUGUCAGAUAUUGGUUCCCAUGCCUGUUAAAGAGUUACUAUUGGCUAUAUAGCUACACAUCAGUUGUGUAAAGGAGGUGAGAAUUAAAAAAAAAAAAUACAGUACUAUCGAAAAUGCUACAAGACUAUUGUAACAUUUGUUCCUGUGAUUAUUCUUCUAAAAUGACAAAAAUUCUCCCUAGAUUUGGGUUAUGUAUAUAAAAAAUACAAUAUUGAAGCUAAACACCAUUUUUCAUGUAAGUUGAUUGUAGGACCCUACUGAAGUGGAGCAUUACAUGUCAAGUUAUUUAUAUAGUAACGUUAUAAUGUAUUUACCCAGUAUUUCAUCCCAAAAGAUUAUUCAUAUUGUAGUAGAAUUUUUUUUAAAGGCAUCAAUGGAUAUGAUGAAUGAUAGAUUAUAUCUUCGGCGGAGAGGUUCUACAUGAGUAUGUACACAGGGUGCUGUGUUAGAUUAUACAUAGAGCCUCAGCUCACAUUAGUUAACUUUCUAUCAUUGUCAUCUUUAGAUAUCUCUCACUUUUAUAACUAUUUGUACCUUAACCCUAACUUCCAAGCCUAUAUGUAUUCAUGGAAUUAGAAUUCUGCUAUGUACUUCUAUAUUUGUCCUUGCCAUUUUUACACAUGUUGUACUAUUGUGAGCAUUUUCCCAUAUAACAUACCAGUGCAAUAUAUUACUGGUUUCUGUUACAUUAAAAGUCGGAUUGUGAUAUAAACUAUAUUGAUAUUAUUUUUCAACAAUUUAAGAUAUGCAUUUGUUUUGUAUUUUAAUUCCCACCUAAAUUUCAUAUUUGAAAAGCUAGUUAUGAUGCUCUGAUUUUUCACAAAAAAUAUGUCAAAAGUGUGUAUUCAGAUCAAAGUGUUUAUUGCUAUUUUUAUUAGCUUGUUUUAUAUUGGAAAGUUUAUAUGUGAUACCUGUAUUUGUUUAUAUUUUAUCAAAACAAGCAAAAUUGGCAAUUGUUUGCAAUUUAUGUCUUUAUACUUUUAAUUUCAAAGUAUACUUUACAGAAAUUGAAUGAACUGAAAAGAGCUUUUUGAUUUUUAUUUCCAUAUUUCCAAAAUAAUAUUUAGAAGUGUCAGCAUUUUAAAGACUGGUGACCAUAGGCUAUUGGAGCCACAGUGGAAAAAUGCAAUGAGGGAAAACACUUGGAUAUCAUUCUACUUGUAUUUUGAUCAAAACAGACAUUACUUUAUAGAUAUAUAUAUUAUAUAUAGAAAUAAGUUUCUUUAAAUGGAUAUAUUACCAGUAUGUAUAAUGUACUAUGUACAUGCAUGUGUGUUUUUAAUGAUGUAGCUCUGAGCAACUUGACAAAAGUUGAUGUGUUUCCAUAACAUUUGGGGAUUGUAUUUGAUGCAUCCCACACCUGAGGAUGAAGACCUACCGUAAUUUCCUGUGUAUUACCCACAAGCUAUAUGAUUUAAAACAUUAAAAACUGCCUUCUGCAGGCUAUCUGAAAGAAGGUUUUCCAAAAAACGUUUUUAAAAAACUUUCGAUACUCAUGUUAACUUUCUGUGUUUCCCUGGUGUACUACCAUACAGGUGCCAACAUUUAUUGCUGUUUAUGUAUGAUAUAUGAAUGGUACAUUUACCUGAGCAUUAACAAAAACAAGUCACUAGUACCAGAGAUGUAUGUGAUAUAUAUGUCUCUGCUAGAACUUGUGCAUCUAGAAAUACGUUUAUAUACACUGUUCACUUGUCAAAGCAAUAUAGGUCUCCACUGUGAGAACUAAACACACAGCGAGGAUUUCCCUGCUAGUUAUAGUUUGUACUUUAUUAUGUAGCAGUAAGCCCAUGGGUAAUGCACCGAAGAGGGCUAUCUACAGAUUUUAAAUAAUGCAACUAUUAUGUUUGCUUGUGCAUGCGAUCUUAAUGGUGUGGGCAAUACACAGGAAAUAAGUGGUCACAUUCUCAUAAUAGUAUAGUGCAAUAUAUAUAUAUAGAUAUAUUUUAUAUAUUUUGUGUGAGAGAGUGACAUAUAUGUAUGACCUGGUGUGUGUAUCGUGUAUAAAUAUAUUUUAUGAUGUAUGGCUCGUUUUGUUAGAUACAGAAGUAUGUAUGGGUGGAUGUAUUAAUACAGAAAGUAAAUGACUGGGUGAGAGAUUCUGCCUAAUUUGUAUCUCAGUCAAGCUGCCUAACAACAUGCUUACAAUGAAGAACAAACCAUAUAUAGGAUCUUUUUACCUAUGUCUCAACAUUGCUUCCUUCAGGUUAGUGACUAAACGAUUAGUUUUAUAUCUGUAGUAGCUCUUAUCAGUGGAUUCUACUUAUAGGACCUCUUAGCCCCUUUUAUCUCUGGAGGGGUUUAAACAGAAAAGUUCUGUCUUUGGUGGAUAUCUUUAAUAGAAAGUUCUUUCAGGUGGGAAGUUCUAUCUGUGGGAGACCUUAUAACUGGAAAUUCUCUCUUUGGUAGACUUUAAAACAGAACGAUCUACCUGUUGACCUCAUAAACAGGAAGUUCUAUCUUUGGGAGCUCAUAAACAGGAAGUUCUAUCUUUGGGAGCUCAUAAACAGGAAGUUCUAUCUAUGGGAGCUCAUAGACAGGAAGUUCUAUCUUUGGGAGCUCAUAAACAAAAGUUCUAUCUAUGGGAGCUCAUAAACAGGAAGUUCUAUCUAUGGGAGCUCAUAGACAGGAAGUUCUAUCUUUGGGAGCUCAUAAACAGGAAGUUCUAUCUAUGGGAGCUCAUAGACAGGAAGUUCUAUCUUUGGGAGCUCAUAAACAGGAAGUUCUAUCUAUGGGAGCUCAUAGACAGGAAGUUCUAUCUAUGGGAGCUCAUAAACAGGAAGUUCUAUCUUUGGGAGCUCAUAGACAGGAAGUUCUUCUUGUUGGAGAUCUUUUUAACAAGAAGUUUUAUCUGUGGGAGCUUUGAAUCAGCAAAUGUCCUCAGUAAGAGCUCAUCAACACUUCCUGAACAUUUUCUGAAAUGCUUUUUCAAAUUGCAACAAGGAGAUCACACCAGCUCUUAACAUUAGCCAGGCCAGUUUAUCUCUGGCAUUUGGUUAUUGGAUAUCAUAACAACUUCAAAAAGACAUGUUAUGUGUGAGUGAAGAAUGUGUGACUUGGCUGUGCUUGAAUGAAUGAAUGAGUUGUAAACAGAUGACAUAAUUGUAUGAAAAUGCAUGAAGAUCUGUAUAUAAGAUAUCGUAACAAUAAUGUAAACUGGCUCAGGGUGAUAUAUUUAUUGGAUUUUAGUUGCACAUUAUGAGCAAAAUUUUAAGACAUUUGAUGUUGUAGAGAACAUAGUGAAAUAGAUAGGUGUUGAUACUUUACCUGUGUGUGUACCUGUGGCAAUUUAUUUACCUGGAGUACACUGUACCUGUUCAAUCUAUACAGGUAUAUAUAAAUAUAAACUCUGUGUAUAUAUGUAUGUACCUGCGGUGUACUUAUAUGUAGGUACCUAAAUACAUUAUAUUGAUAUUGAUUACAACAAACUUGAAUGUCCAUCAUUCUCUCCAUGUUAUAUACACCCAUUGACUCAUCUUAUUUAAAUCAAAAGUAUAAAAAAGGAGCAAAUGAAAAUAACAUCAUGUUUUAUGAAAUUAAAUCUGUAUUGUUUGAGAGAAACAAGUUAAUCAGAAUCGGAGAGAAAAAUGUGUGUAAACUACACUGAACAGGAGGAAGGUACUUGAUUGAGAGCAGAUUGACUUGAUUGUGAUGCACACUGUAGUCAUUCCAGAGGCUUACCCUAUAACUAAUGUGUACUGACCAGUAGACAACUACAAACAAUAACCGGAGAGUGUGGAUCAGCACAUUUUACAUCUAGUCCAAUCAAAAGUGAUGAUAAUAUGAAUUAUCUUUGUUAAAUGUUUGUAGUACUGUAAGUAUGUAUGAUUCUGGUCAGUAUUUCUCAUGGUUGUUGUGGUUCUGUAUCUGUAGUCGACCAUUGUGGAACAGGAACUGUAACUUUUGUGGAGUGAUGAGGCGGUAUUUUCUGCUCUUACAGGAAAACUGUAGACCAUUUAUUGGAUGACAUUAACACACCAAGGGUUGUCUCCCCUGUAUCAUAUACAGCAUUAUGUACAGCUUCAUACUAAAAUAUUGUAAGAUGUUGAAUGUUAUAUGUCUCUCAUAUUGUAUUAUCUAUGCACGACUAUUACCAUUAGCCAUAGAACAAACAUACAACUCAAUCAUAGUUUCCUGUACAAACUUUCAUCUCGGUUUCACCAGGACAUCUGGUCAAAGUUUCAUCAGAGUUCCUUAACUUCAUUUUUUUCAUAGGAAAGCAUUACAAAAUUUAACGAAAACAUCUUCAUCAAAGAACCUCCCUUAGAUUCUGUAAUGAUUUCCUAUUGAAAAUUUAAAUUUCUUCAGUAAAGGAACGUUGAUGAAACUGGCCUAUGGUCCCAUGAUCACCAGGACAGUCAAUCAUGGUUUCCUGUACAAGUUCUUGUCCAGUUUCCACAGGACAGCUAAUCACUGUUCCCUGUAUGUUCCCCAUUUCAUGAAUACUCUUCAAUUUUCUAUAAUUAUAAGCAUAUAACUGGAGUUAAAGAGAACUCAGAUUUGUUUUUUUUUUAAUUUUAUUAAUAUGCUUUAGUAAUUAAUAUUAAGUGAUUUUAAAAUGAAACAUAUGUAACAUAUGAAACACUCUACUGACAAGUUCAAGGGGUGGCUUACAGAUAUUAAAGUAUAUUUACUUUUUGGUUGAAUUAUGAUAUUGAUUUAUUUGUUGAAUUAGAAAAUGUUGACAUAUUUGAUAUGUUUCAACAAACAAUUGUUGAGACUCCCAUAACCUGGGGUAUGAGGGUUGUUCUGUACAUGUAUACUGUAACACAAAUUGUUUGAUAUUUCAAUUGUGAAAAUAUGCAUUAAUUAUUUAUCUUUAAGGUGUAUUUUAUUGAUAUAAUUUGUACAUUGAUUCCAUAUGGAAGUAAAAUUUACCUACAGAGUGCUAUGAUUCCUCAGGCAUUUGUAAAAGGGUCGGGUAAGGAUGUGUUUGUGUGAUAGAAAGCAAGGAUGAUGUGUAUAGGAAGGUGCAUGCUGGGUAUUUAGUAGGUGGAUGUGGAGUAAUGUUUGUGGAAUGCUGGGUGAUGUGUGGGCUGCUGGGUAAUGUGUGGGGACUGACAGCACUGUGUUGGUAGAUUGAAGCUGACAUUGUAUGCAAUAAUAUUAAUUUGGAUAACUAGAGUCCAUCCAGUCUUAGAUCUGAACUGUAAAAUCAUGUGAUGUAUUGUUUCUUUCAUUUCCUGAUUUGUAUGAGGCAUUAUAAUGUUGUGUGUGAGAGAGAUUCAGCUGAGGCACUAGAGAAACUAUAGCAUCCAUUCCAUAUUGCAUCAUGAUAUGUAUAAAUGCUACUAGUAUAACUUGUUUAACUUAGAAUGUGUUUAUGUCCAUACCCAUAUCAUGUUAUAUAGACCUUUUUAUCGAUUAGUCAGACAUCAUCUAUUGGUUGGUAUAAAAUAUAUAUAUCAUAUUUUCAUAAAUGAGAUAUGUAUAGUUAUGAAAAAGUAUCAAAUAAAGACCCAAGAUAUUUACUUACAAAAUAAA
Molecule: messenger RNA, 10522 nt
Organism: Pecten maximus
Lineage: Eukaryota; Metazoa; Mollusca; Bivalvia; Pectinida; Pectinidae
Biological process (GO): positive regulation of hippo signaling
Cellular component (GO): cytoskeleton; cytoplasmic side of apical plasma membrane
Source: RefSeq, a predicted model, not a curated record